AAUUAAUAAUAAUUCCAAAUUAAUAUAAAAAUAAUAGACAUUGAAAAAAUGACUGAAAAGAAAUUCUAUAACAAUAAUAGCAAAAGCAAUUUUUCGAAUUCGAACGGUAUGGAUCGUGCAUCGAAUGACCGUUACAACAGUAGCAGCAGUAAUGAUUAUCGAUCUCGUGAUGGUGGUAGUAUCGGUUUCAAUAACCAUCAAAAUCAUUACAAUAAUGGUGGUGGUGGUGGUUUUAAUCGUGGCCGUGAUUCAUUUGCAAAUCGAUCUAAUGGCAGUAAUGGUUUUGGUGGUGGUUAUCGAAGUUUUGGAAAAGUUCCUAUUCAGGCACCACCAUCAGAUUUACCGGUGCAUAAAAAUUUCUAUCGUGAAAGUCCGGCAACUAGCCAAAGAUCUCAAUAUGAAAUUAAUCAAUGGCUCAGCACUAAUAGUGUUACAUUUCGUGGACCAAGAAUUUUAAAUCCCAUCUUACAGUUUACUGAACUCAUUGGAUUACCUGAUGGUGUUAUGCAUGCUAUUAUGAAACAAGGUUUCACUACACCAACCGUGAUUCAAUCACAAGCAUGGCCAUUAGGUUUAAGUGGUCGUGAUGUUGUCGGUAUUGCACAGACUGGUUCAGGUAAAACAUUAGCAUAUGCAUUGCCAGCAUUAGUACAUGUUGAUGGAAAUGCCCAUCGUCGGAAACAUGGACCAAGUGUAUUGGUUUUGGCACCUACCCGUGAAUUGGCCCAACAAAUCAAAGAAGUUGUCAACAUGUUUCGUACACGUGCUGUUUGUGUUUUUGGUGGCGCAUCAAAAGGUGGACAACGUCGUGAAAUUGAUCGUGUACAACCAUCGAUCAUUAUUGCUUGUCCUGGACGUUUGAUUGAUUUUGUUGAAGAGGGAGCAAUUCAACUACAUAAUAUCAGCUAUUUAGUUUUGGAUGAAGCUGAUCGUAUGCUUGACAUGGGUUUCGAACCACAAAUUCGUAAAAUUGUUGAUCAGAUUCCAAAAAAUAGACAAACACUAAUGUGGUCGGCUACAUGGCCAAAAGAAGUACGAAAACUUGCUGAAGAUUUUCUCGUCGAUUAUGUUCAGGUCAAUAUUGGUUCAAUUUCAUUGGCAGCCAAUCAUAAUAUCACACAAAUCAUUGAUAUCUGUGAAGAAAGUGAAAAAAUGAACAAAUUAUAUAAAUUAUUGACACAAGUGAAUGCAAACAGUCGCGAUAAUAAGACAAUCAUUUUUGCCGAAACUAAACGUAAAGUUGAUCAAUUAAAUCAACAAAUGCGAUCAGUUGGAUGGUAUUGUAGUGCAAUUCAUGGUGACAAACCACAAACCGAACGAGAUUGGGCUUUGAGUGAAUUUAAAAAUGGCCGUAUAACUAUUUUGAUUGCAACCGAUGUGGCUGCUCGUGGACUUGGUUGAAAAUUCUGGAUCUCACGGAGAGAAGGAGGGUUUCAUCAUGCCAAUUGUAAUUUUUCCGUUGGCAAAUUUGUGAAAUGUCCUUUUCGCUGUUUGUUUACAAAAAAAAAUUGUGUCUCUAUGAGCAUGAAUUGUCUCUAUGACAAAAAUGGUCAUUUAUGUUUGAUGGGAUUACACCAUCUGGACUUGAAUCUCUAUAAGCUUUUUACCAGAAGUCCAGUUGUGGAAACCAUGCGAACAACCUAUGUCUGCAUUUCAACUUCGUUGCUGUGGCUUCCCAAAAAAAAAUGAUGAUGAUAAUUGUAAUCGACUCGACGACAUACAAACAUGGAUUAAUUGAUUGAUGAACGUCGGCGGAGGACAUAGAAACUUCAUUCAUCGAAGUAACUCAAUUUAUUGAUCUGUGUUCUCCAACCGCAAAAACAUCAACGAUAUAUGCCCUUUUAAAAAUGGUCGUCGGGUCCAAAUAAUUACCAAAACAAACAAAAAAGCCAUGGCAUCAAUUUUGGAACAGAGAUUGUUCGUUGACAGAACAGAAUCCAGAAUUUUCACAUGCAGCCUUUGAUAACGAAAAACAAACUGAUUUAUCCUAUUUCCGAGUUGUGCUUCCAAUUGUGUACGCCAUUGAGAUACCUGUUGUGUUAGUUAGUUAUUCAUGUUAUUAAGUAGACCAACCCUACAUUGAUCAUCGUUGUGUUGUGCGUGUGUUUGUGUGUAUGUUUUUGUUGUUGACACGCGAGGAUGAUCAUCGUUAUCAUCAUCAAUUAUUGUUGCAAUUUACACACCACAGCGCAAUGAUAAAUAUAAACUCGGCAAUAAAUGUAAAUCAAGUA
Molecule: messenger RNA, 2231 nt
Organism: Dermatophagoides farinae (American house dust mite)
Lineage: Eukaryota; Metazoa; Arthropoda; Arachnida; Sarcoptiformes; Pyroglyphidae
Product: putative ATP-dependent RNA helicase DDX5
Molecular function (GO): ATP binding; nucleic acid binding; RNA helicase activity
Source: RefSeq, a predicted model, not a curated record